Striga hermonthica is the source of this 1194-nucleotide messenger RNA. Lineage: Eukaryota; Viridiplantae; Streptophyta; Magnoliopsida; Lamiales; Orobanchaceae. The record is from the annotation of a GenBank genome assembly.
CUGCGGUGUGGAACUGUCGAGGACUGGGUGGGCCCUCGACGGUUUCCCAAAUCAAAGAGAUUUUUAGAUCUCACCACCCCCAUUUCUUUUUUCUUUCCGAAACCAGAAACUCUUCUUUUUUUGUUAAGUCUGUUGCUAAAAAACUGGGUUUUGUAGAUAGACAUGCUUUGGUGGAUCCGGUUGGUUUGAGUGGUGGCCUCUUACUCUUAUGGUCUCCUGAAAUUGUUAUUGUUCAAUUGAUUACUAACUCUUGCUUCAUUGCGGUGGAAUUCUCUAUGGCCAACGGAGAAGUUAGCUGGGCUAUUUUUGUCUACCUCAGUGCUUGUGCCUCAACUCGCAUUGACCAAUGGAAGCUUCUGGAAGAUGAAAAACACAAGUGGAAAGACAAAUGGUUCAUCAUAGGUGAUUGGAACGACAUUCGUUCUAAUUCUAAAAAACUUGGUGGCUCUCUAAGGAAUGGCAGAAGUCUUGCAGGAUUCAACAACUUUAUCAACUCUAUGGUCAUGGAAGAAAUCAAAAUGACUGGAUGCAAAUUCACUUGGUGCAAUCACCGCUCUUCUGAAGGCCUUAUCCAAGAAAAGCUUGAUAGAGGAUUCGGAUCCUUAGAUUGGCUUCAGAAUUUCCCAAAUGCUUCUACUCUUUCUGUCUCUCGAAGUGCAUCUGACCAUUCCUUAUUACUUCGUAACACUGGGACCCUCCUUCACAAAGCCCCUCGCAGAUUCCAUUUUGACAAACGUUGGCUGUUGAAGGAUGAGGUAUUUGAUAUUGUGAACGCUGUCUGGAGCCAUAAUCAAACAGGUACUCCUUUUUUUCAAUUAAAGGAAAAGAUUAAACUCACCAAAAUCGCCCUCAUCAAAUGGAGUGCCAAAUUUAAGACCGAUAAUCAGUCUAAGAUUGAGCAUCUUAACUCAAAACUAGAGCUGUUGAGAAAUUCUGAUUUGGCCAGCAACUGGGAGGACUGGGUUUCUACCAAAGCUGAUCUGGACCAAGCUUAUCACUCUGAGGAAUUGGAAUGCACUUCUCAGCAGGAUAUUCAAAAUCACAUUACAAGCUUCUAUGCUAACUUGUUUUCUUCUGAAGGCUCCUGGGGUGGGGACAGUAUUCUCCAUCUUAUUCAACUCUCAAUAUCCUCGGACAUGAAUCAAGAUCUCCUCAAGCCUUUUCUGGAGGAGGAAAUUAAAGAUGCACUGUUCA